UUUUGGCCAUAUUGCUACUGGGCUUAUCUUUCACUAUUCCAGAAUCUCCACGAUAUCUGAUUGAACGCGGAAAGUUGGAAGAAGCCGAGUCAGUUCUCAAGCGGCUUCGGACCCAUCAUGAUGCCGGAGUUGAGAGAGAGCUUCAUCAAAUGCGCGACCAGAUCCAAUGGGAACGCGAAAACGAGGAAGCUACCUUGAAGGUCAUGGUAUCCAAACCUUCGUAUCGCAAACGCCUUCUUCUGGGCUGCGGAGUCCAGAUCGGGCAGCAAAUCUGUGGCAUCUCUGCUAUCAACUACUACCAGACCAUCAUGUAUAAGUCUUUGGGUAUCAAGGGCCAUAUCGUCCUUCUACUUGCUGGAGUUUGGGACCUCACAGGUCCUUUGGCCAAUAUCUUCUGUUUGUUGUGGAUCAUCGAUCGUGUACAACGUCGCACUUUGUUUAUGGCCGGGUCCCUCGCUAUGACGGUAGAUAUCGCCAUCGUCCUAGCACUAGUUGCGGUAUACGGCGGUAGCGACAACCAAGUGGCGAACGGUGUCGGUAUUUUCUUCCUCAUUCUUUUCGGCAUUCUUUUUUCAUUAUCUUGGAAUUCCGGUUGCCCAGUAUACACCGCUGAGAUCUUUCCUACUCAGAUUCGCGUUACCGGAGGAGCCAUUUCUACAUUCUGGUCGUUUGUCAUUCAGGUCGUCCUCGCACAAGCCUCUCCAACAGCUCUCGCUAAUGUCGGAUGGCGCUACUACUUCUUCUCCAUUGCUAUGAACCUACUCACGUUCGCCCUGAUCUUUUUCUUUUUACCUGAAACUAAGGGAAAGUCCCUUGAGGAAAUAAGUGAGGUAUUCUGCGACAUCUUUGUGGGCAUACAUAUGGACGAGCGCUUGGAUGACAAGAAUGAGCAUAACCUGAGAGCUACUAUGGUUGAGGGUACUUAACUUUUAUAAACUGUUAAAGGCACUAGUUUUGUGGUUAAACUCGGAAUCUUACGGGGCUUAGUGUUAGAGGCAUAUUAAGCGAGCUCUAGAUAAUUAGCUGCAGAGCCUUUACGAUAACCUUGCAUAUAAUAAUAUCAAUAAGCUAACUCUUCAAAGUAUCCGGUUAUUACGGCCGUUAUUUGGUACCGUCAUUAGUUGGGUCUCUCAUGAAGCCUUGCUCAAGGUCAAGAAGCAAGUUGA
Molecule: messenger RNA, 1166 nt
Organism: Fusarium redolens
Lineage: Eukaryota; Fungi; Ascomycota; Sordariomycetes; Hypocreales; Nectriaceae
Product: general substrate transporter
Exons: 2
Coding region: 150-926 (258 amino acids)
Biological process (GO): transmembrane transport; carbohydrate transport
Cellular component (GO): membrane
Molecular function (GO): carbohydrate:proton symporter activity
Source: RefSeq, a predicted model, not a curated record